Malania oleifera is the source of this 1174-nucleotide messenger RNA. RefSeq lists its product as uncharacterized. The transcript is spliced from 6 exons. Lineage: Eukaryota; Viridiplantae; Streptophyta; Magnoliopsida; Santalales; Ximeniaceae. The record is from RefSeq and is a predicted model, not a curated record. The coding region runs from base 106 to 876 and encodes 256 amino acids.
CGUAGAAAAAUUUUCACCACUCUUCUCCUUCCCUUUCCUCCCGAGUGGUGUUUGGAGGACGGCGUCGCUUUCUGGUCUCGGAGUUUUUACCUCUCUCUCUCAAGCAUGAGCAGCGCCAUGAGAGCAGCAGCUUUGAUCAACUCUCAACAAAACUGUAUACGUUUGAGAGCUGCCUUUUUCCAUUCAACCCCCGUUUUGGAUCGUCGAAGACGCACCCAUUGGGAUUCUAGAUCUAGCCAUUAUUCCAGGAGGUCCAGAAAGCUGCAAUCAAAACAAACAUUAUUACGUAAUGUCAGUGCUUAUGCUGACUAUCUAUUCCAGGACUGGCAGUCUGAUCAUGAUCAAAAUGAUCCAUCUUCAAGUAAUGGCACCUCAUGGUUUAGAAGACAACACUGGGGUAAGGGGUCGAAGAGGUCCCAGACGGGCAAGCAAGGACCUCGGUGUAAGAGUAGAAGAGGUUUCGAGUUCUGUGAAGAUGAUGUUGGCAUUGAGACGAUAUUUCGAUCUGCAUUUGGUGGAAAUGGAUACUUCUAUUGGUCCUUUGUUAAUGAAGAGAAUCCUCAAUGGAGGAGCUCAUCGGGCUACUCCAAUAAUUAUAGGACCUCUUGGAAUUGGAGAGAUCGGAUAGACGAGGAAUAUGACUCCUCAACAGAGUCUGACAGCUCAGAGUUGGAUAUGGCUUCAGAUCGGAUGGCUCUUGGGUUGAGUGCUUCUGGUCCCUUAAAACUUGACGAAGUUAAAAAAGCAUAUCGGGCUUGUGCUUUGAAAUGGCACCCAGAUCGUCAUCAUGGUUCUUCCAAGGCUGUUGCUGAGGAAAAGUUCAAGCUUUGCAGUGCAGCAUAUCAGUCUCUAUGUGACAAGCUAGCUCUGGAUUAAGAAUUUUUUAAAGUGUAGAGUUUACAUUCUUCCAUCUUGUUCCCGAUUCAGAUUGUUUCAGUUAUUGUAUCAUGCAGGGAUAUGUAUCUCAUCCCUAAGAUUUUGAUGGAAUCAAGUAAUAGACUUGAUUCAGUCCACAAAUUAGAUCUUGGGAAUUUUGUUCGAAUCCCACAUGUUGAGUAUACCAAUAAGCAUUUUAGGGUAUAACAUGCUAUUUUGCAUUUCACGAUCUGAAAUGAUCCAAAAAGUAUAUAUACAUGAAUUGAGUAAGAUAAUUAAAUAAAUAAUUAAAUUAAUA